Messenger RNA from Corylus avellana, 852 nucleotides. Lineage: Eukaryota; Viridiplantae; Streptophyta; Magnoliopsida; Fagales; Betulaceae. The record is from RefSeq and is a predicted model, not a curated record.
AUGGCGACGGAGGGUGAGGUGGUGUGUGUCACCGGAGGCAGCGGCUGCAUUGGAUCCUGGCUCGUCCGUCUCCUUCUCGACACCGUCCAAAUCUCAGUUAAGGACGAGAGCGAAACGAAGCACCUAGAAGCUCUAGAAGGCGCUGAGACUCGCCUCCGUCUUUUCCAGAUCGAUCUCGUUGACUACGGCUCCAUCGUCUCCGCCCUCAAUGGCUGCGUAGUAGUCUUCCACCUCGCCUCUCCCAGCACCAUCGAAAACAACUUCUGGACCCCGGCGAUCAAGGGAACUAUAAAUGUACUGACGGCGGCGAAGGAAGCUGGGGUGAGCCGUGUAGUGGUGACAUCAUCGAUGCUGGCCAUGACUACGAGCGCUAAUUGGCGAGACGACGUUGUCGAGGCUGAGGAUUACUGGACCGACAUUGAGGACUGCAAGAAGAAGGGAUUCUGGUAUCCGAUUUCUAAAACACUAGCAGAGAAAGCAGCUUGGGAUUUUCCCAAAGAGAAGGGUUUGGAUGUGGUGGUGGUGAACCCUGGGUUGGUGUUGGGCCCUGUUAUUCCUCCUAGAAUCAACGGAAGCAUGUUAUUGUUCGGUAGCCUUCUCCAGGGGCGCACUGAAGCACCUGAGGACCUUUUUAUGGGAUUUGUGCAUUUUAAAGAUGUAGCCCUAGCACAUAUCUUGGUGUAUGAGAACAAAUCAGCAACUGGAAGGUUGCCUAAGGAUACCCAACCUAGGUUGUCGAAGGCGACGCUUGGAUCCAAGAGGCUUAGGGACUUGGGUUUACAAUUCAUUCCCGUGGAGCAAAUUAUCAAGGACGCUGUUGAGAGUCUAAAGAGCAGAGGAUUUAUUUCUUGA